This is a messenger RNA of Aspergillus glaucus CBS 516.65, 709 nucleotides long. Its product is annotated as SGNH/GDSL hydrolase family protein. Gene Ontology annotation, molecular function: phosphatidylcholine lysophospholipase A1 activity. The transcript is spliced from 2 exons. The record is from RefSeq and is a predicted model, not a curated record. Bases 1 to 705 code for a protein of 234 amino acids. NCBI's taxonomy places the organism in Eukaryota, Fungi, Ascomycota, Eurotiomycetes, Eurotiales, Aspergillaceae.
AUGCUCCUUCACCUCCUUCUUAUCGGGUUGCUCUGUAGCUUCACUGCGGCCAACAGAACUGCCCUUCGCAUUCUCCCCCUCGGAGACUCCAUCACAUACGGUUACAACGAGCCCAGUGGUAACUCCUACCGUCGAGCCAUCGAAUGUCUGCUUCACAAUGAUGGACACCCAGUUGAACUCAUCGGAUCUGUCAAAAACGGCAAUUGGGAUAACAACGAAAGCGAUGCCUUCAAUCUCAACACUACCGACGAGAUCCUCGCCCACGCUAGGACGGAGCUGACAAGACACAUCUCCCAACCAAAUGUCAUUCUUAUUCACGUGGGAACGGUUAAUUUCGUCGUCGGAGCCAACGUGACAGAUGCCCCUGCUCGAUUAGCGCAUCUCAUGGACUUCAUCACGGAACACAACCCGGCUACGUUACUGGUCGUGGCGCAGUUGAUACCGAAUGCGAAUGCCACAGUCAAUUCCUUCAUUGAUCAGUAUAAUGCAAAGAUUCCUGAUCUGAUUUCGUUGAGGGUGCAGGCUGGACGGAAGAUCGUAUUGACGCCAAUGGAUGGCGUGAAGACGGAUGAUCUUCUCGAUGGAACGCAUCCCAAUGCGUAUGGCUACUAUAUAAUGGCUCGUCAUUGGCACGAAGCCAUCCUCAAGGCAGAGCGGAAUGGUAUACUCAGCCCGGCGAGAGGACCUUUUAUUGACAAAGAUUGACGGU